GAAGCCGCGCUCGUGGUCCAAAUGCGCUGGAAGUGGCGCUAGCUCAGCCUCGCAGCUUCGCUGACUUGCUGCAAUGUCCUCUUCCAAGAGGAAAAGCAAGAAGCGGCCUCCUUCAGAAAAGGACUCCGCUCUUGCCGAACCGGACGCAGCCCAAGAUAAGCUCGCGUGGCUGAGUUUGUCAGCUGCAGACUUUCUGGAUAAGGAAGAUGACAAAGUCCCCAAAAUGUACAGAGGAUCUCUUGUGCAACUGGCACUCAACAACAUGAAACUGGCAAAUAUUUGCAUAGGGCGUCCUGUGCUGCUUACCAGUAAAAAUGGCAAACAAGAGGUUUGCACGGCAUGGCCUGUUGGAGGCUUCCCUGGUAGAAAAAUUGGCUUAAGUGCAAUUACACAGAAGAAUCUGAAAGUGAUACCUGGUGAUGUGGUCUUUGUCCAGCCUGUGACUGGUGCUGUAAUUCAGGCAGAGGAAGUGGAAGUAAAGCUGGGGGUUAAAGAUGGCUGUAUCAGUACUGAAGAUUUGUCCAUUAGCCUCUUAAGAAACUUAGAUGAAAAGAUAGUAUUACCAGGCAACUUCCUGCAAAUUACUUUUUAUGGCCGAUCUUGUGACCUAAAGGUUACAAGGGUGAAAGGAAUGGAUGGUGUGGUGCUGAAAAUGCAAGGUGUUUUAAAGACACCACAGGAAUUGUCACUGGAGAAUUCAGAUAGCAGUCAUUUCAAUUUAUCUAUUGAACUUGGAAAACUAGUAAUAACAGACAAUAAAGUAUCUACCAGUACUCCAUGUAAGCAGGAGGAUCAUAGCAUAUCUGUGAACGAUUCUUUAAAUAUUGUGGGGCAUGAAGAAUUGAGUCCGGAUCCACCAGAGAUUCUUGAUUGUGAUGUGGCUGUCGUCUCUAAUCUUCAUUCUGAAUCAACUAUAUCACAAGGUGGUGAGAAAGGUUUUGCAGGUGAAGAACUACCUUUGGCUGAUAAAACAGGACUAUCACAGAAUUGGGAAACAUUUUACUUCAUAUCUUCAAGGACUAGGAUCAGUUUCAUUCAACCACAAGCCAAAGUGACAGAAGAAUACGAUCUUGAACCAAAAGUUACUUAUGAUUCAAUAGGUGGACUCAAUAACCAGCUAAAAACUGUAAGAGAAAUGAUUGAACUUCCCUUGAAGCAGCCCGACCUAUUUAGGAAAUAUGGAAUCCCACCUCCAAGAGGAGUGCUAUUAUAUGGUCCUCCAGGUACAGGAAAGACAUUGCUAGCCAAAGCAAUUGCAAAUGAGGUUGAAGCUCACUUCUCUACAAUUAAUGGUCCAGAAAUAAUAAGCAAAUUUUAUGGAGAAAGUGAAGCCAAGCUGCGACAGAUAUUUUCUGAGGCAACUUUACGGCGACCAUCCAUUAUAUUUAUUGAUGAAAUUGAUGCACUCUGUCCAAAGAGAGAAGAAGCCCAGAAUGAAGUUGAAAAAAGAAUUGUAGCAUCAUUGUUAACACUAAUGGAUGGCAUUGGAUCAGAAGGUAAUGAAGGGCAACUCUUAGUUCUUGGAGCCACCAACCGCCCUCAUGCACUAGAUUCAGCCCUGCGCAGACCAGGACGUUUUGAUAAAGAGAUAGAAAUUGGAGUUCCCAAUUCUCAAGAUCGACUAGACAUCUUGAGGAAGAUUCUCAGUAAGACUCCUCAUUCAUUGACGCUAACAGAUUUGACUCAACUGGCAGACAGUGCCCAUGGAUAUGUAGGAGCAGACCUAGCAGCACUGUGCAAGGAAGCAGGAAUGCAUGCUUUGCGGAGAAUACUUCAUAAGAAAGAGAAUCUCCUAGAUGAUGAUGUGUCUGUAUCUGUAAUUAUUAAUCGCAGUGAUUUCCUGCAGGCAAUGAAUGAUGUCAGGCCCAGUGCCAUGAGAGAAGUGACAAUUGAUGUACCCAAAAUAUCCUGGUCAGACAUAGGAGGGCUGGAAGAUGUCAAACUGAAAUUAAAACAAGCUGUUGAAUGGCCACUGAAGCAUCCUGAAUCUUUCAUUCGAAUGGGCAUUCAGCCACCAAAAGGAGUACUUCUGUAUGGACCUCCAGGAUGCUCUAAAACUAUGAUUGCUAAGGCCUUGGCUCACGAAAGUGGUCUAAACUUUUUGGCAGUGAAGGGACCUGAAUUGAUGAACAAAUAUGUUGGGGAAUCUGAACGUGCAGUCAGAGAGAUAUUUAGGAAAGCCAGAGCUGUUUCACCGUCCAUAUUGUUCUUUGAUGAAAUAGAUGCCUUGGCUGUAGAACGGGGAAGCUCUUCAAGUUCUGCGAAUGUUACUAACCGUGUCUUGGCACAAUUGUUGACUGAAAUGGAUGGGAUAGAACAGUUAAAGGAUGUGACAGUUUUGGCAGCUACAAACCGGCCAGAUAUGAUAGACAAG
Messenger RNA from Python bivittatus (Burmese python), 2374 nucleotides. NCBI's taxonomy places the organism in Eukaryota, Metazoa, Chordata, Lepidosauria, Squamata, Pythonidae. The record is from RefSeq and is a predicted model, not a curated record.